AUGGCACCAUUAACCAAACCAACCAAUUCUAAACUCCUUCCUGAUCUUGCAGAAGGAUCUCCUCAAAAACCUGUUUUGAUUUUAGCAGUCGAAGACCUUUUGAUUCAUACUUAUUACACACCACGUACAGGUUGGAAAACACAAAAACGUCCUGGAUUGGAUAAUUUCCUCAAGACAAUUAGUCAAUACUAUGAAUUGGUAUUUUUCAGUGAAAAUUAUAUGACAUCUGUUCAACAAAUUAUUGAAAGACUUGAUCCAAAUCAAUAUGCUCACAAACUCUUCAAGGAUUCUACAACUAUGGAGAAUGGUAAAACUAUUAAGGAUCUGUCAUUGAUGAACAGACCUAUCGAAAGGAUUGUUUUGAUUGACCACCGUGCUGAAGCCUAUAGUAAGCAACCUGAAAAUACACUUGUUGUUGAGCCAUGGAAAGGAGAUACAUCCGACAGAUUACUGACAGAUUUAGUACCAUUCUUGGAGCUUGUAGCCAGUAAAUCUGGUAAAAUUGAUGUGAGGACAAUUUUAAAUGAAUACGGAAACAGAGACAAACCAGCACAACAAAUAGCUCGUGAUUUUAUUACAAAAUUACAAAACAUUAAGAAAGCUCAACAACAACAACAACCUGUUGAAGACAAGAAACAAGCUUCUGGUGGCUGGUUCGGAUUUAGAAAAUAA
This is a messenger RNA of Naegleria gruberi, 672 nucleotides long. RefSeq lists its product as uncharacterized. The coding region runs from base 1 to 672 and encodes 223 amino acids. Gene Ontology annotation, molecular function: phosphoprotein phosphatase activity. The transcript has a single exon. The record is from RefSeq and is a predicted model, not a curated record. NCBI's taxonomy places the organism in Eukaryota, Heterolobosea, Eutetramitea, Acrasida, Naegleriidae.